AUGUCUAACCCAUUAUCACGCUACAGACUUCUCUACAAAAAGGUUGCUAGGCCAAACAAUAUCACUCCGUUCUCGAAGCAUGUCUUUAUGCGUUCUCAGAACAAGCACCAGCAUAUGUCUGACAGGCUUGGCAAACGUGAGGAUCCUAAGAGUUCUACUCAUGUUCAUCUUAAAGAGCCAUUUACCAACACUGAGCUCCAUCUCAUUGGAACUAUGAACACUAACACAAUGCUUGCUAGGAGAACAAGGAAGUUGAUUAGAGAAAUCCAGCCAGAUUCUGUCUUCGUGAUGGCAUCACCCAAGUGGUGGGACAGUGCAAGACUCAUUGAAGGAGUCCAUUCCCAAGAGGAUUUUGAGAAAUAUCAUGAUGCCGUCUUAGGAGGCAUCAAUGAAUGCAAGGUUGAUAUGUCUCAUUUCAGAGGAGCUGUCUUCAGAGCAAGAAUGUUCAUUUUGAAACUAGCACUCAACUUCGCUUAUAGGCCAGGAAGUCACUUCAAAUUCUAUUAUCCAGGACUUGAGAUCAAAUAUGCUUGUGAGGAAGCAGAGAAACUUGGAGCUGAACUUCAUUUCUUGGGCCCAGAACUAAACAACAUCACUUGGAGGAGACUUUAUCAUGAGCACAGGCUAAACAUGGGGAAUGUAUUUUAUAAGUUAUAUGAGUUUGGAGGUACCAGAUGGGAAGGAGAGCAUUACCAACAGAUCCAGAAAUUGCAACUCACUACUCCAUCUUCUUAUGUUGAGAGUUGUUGUGAUACUUAUAAUAUUAACUGGUAUAUUCAGAGCUUAGACAUAAUGUUCCCAUAUUUGAAGAGAAUCCUUAUUGAUAAAAGAGACAUGGCCUUGUAUAAAUACAUCACCAGAAAUGCUAAAGAAGGACAAAAAAUUGUUGCAGUUGUUAACCAGUGGCAUAUGGAGGGAAUUGAACAUCUCUGGGCUCAUGAAUAUGGAAUGCUUCCAAGAAGUCAAUCAAUCACUGAAGAAAUUGAUCCAAUCGGUGAUAUGCCAUUGAAGGAAGGUCUGUUUGAUAUGCUUUACAAUGCUUUCCAGAGAGAAUUAAAGAAUGCUCACUCCAACACGACGCCAGCCUCUUACUCCAACAUGAUGAACACUUAUCAUAGAGAGCAGAAUUGGCAAUAUGAGCAUAGGAAUAUGUAA
Messenger RNA from Moneuplotes crassus, 1155 nucleotides. The record is from the annotation of a GenBank genome assembly. NCBI's taxonomy places the organism in Eukaryota, Ciliophora, Spirotrichea, Euplotida, Euplotidae.